Molecule: messenger RNA, 2225 nt
Organism: Vollenhovia emeryi
Lineage: Eukaryota; Metazoa; Arthropoda; Insecta; Hymenoptera; Formicidae
Gene: SCAR
Product: wiskott-Aldrich syndrome protein family member 3
Exons: 8
Coding region: 96-1874 (592 amino acids)
Biological process (GO): positive regulation of Arp2/3 complex-mediated actin nucleation; actin cytoskeleton organization
Cellular component (GO): cytoskeleton; SCAR complex
Molecular function (GO): actin binding; Arp2/3 complex binding; protein kinase A regulatory subunit binding
Source: RefSeq, a predicted model, not a curated record
UGAUGACGGCCCCGGAUGGUUUCAGGUCUCGAGAGAGCGGUGAGUGAGUUACCGCGAAGAGGAGCCAGGAGGAAUAAGCAGCCGGCAAGCCGAAGAUGCCGCUUCCAAAGCGACUGGUGGAGCCCGUGCACGUGGCACGCGGCACCAUCCCUGAUGACUUCCCGCUGCCAUCGGAACUCGAGGCGGCCACCAAUGGCACCCUGGCCAACACGAUCAGGCAACUCUCUAGCCUGUCGAGGCACGCCGAGGAUCUGUUCGGCGAGCUGGCGAGAGAAGCGCACGGGUUGAGCGAUCGAGCGAAUUCCCUGCAGGCUAGGAUAGAUCGUUUGGCCGUCAAGGUCACCCAGUUGGACAGCAAUGUUGAGGAAGUCUCGUUGCAAGAUAUACACAUGAGGAAAGCCUUCAAGAGUUCCGUGGUGUUCGACCAGCAAGUCGUCUCCAGGGACACCAUGCCGACGGCGAUGCUGGAAACGUAUCACCAAUGCGACACGCCGCCGCCCCUGGACAAGCUUAAUAUUUACAGGGAGGAUGGCAAGGACGGCUUGAAGUUCUACACCGACCCGAAUUACUUCUUCGACCUGUGGAGUCAGGAAAUGCUCAAGGACACGGAAAAGAAAUUACACGAUCGAGGGAAGAAGAGCGAGUCUGAAUAUGCCGAACCGUUCAGAGAGCCGCACAGGCCUCGGAAUGAGGGUGGCGGCGGAGGUGGCGGCAGGCAUAAGAAACGUGUGAGGCAGCCGCAUAAUACGAGGGAACGACAACGGCAACUGGCUGUCGGCCAUGGGGAGUAUAUCAUGCCGACACAGGCGGUGCAGUACAGGGCGCCGCAUAAUGUGCAGCCUGACGAUGCGUUACUAGGAAUGGUAAUGACGGAUCCCAGGCCGCCCAGACCCAACAGCAUCGAACUGCGACGAAGCUACCCCCCAGAAGAACAGCAUCUCUACAGCCCGCCGUCUUCCGAUCACUACAGGGGGAACUAUAUGACUCAGGGCUACGACGAGAAUCCAUAUUCACAUUACGCGGGUCAGGCGCCGCCCGGCAGCGAUGCGUAUCAAAGUCCCGGCGGUCAGAGCACCCCGAGUCGGGGCGGCAGGUCACGACCGUCGCAGCCACCACCGGCUCCGCCGAGCAACGCUUCCAGCAAUUCCACGCCCACAGUGGCAUCCGCCAACAAUACUCCUACCAGGGGAAGAUCCAUGAGCACCGGCAGGGACACCCUGCCGCCGCCGCCACCACCACCAGGGGAAACCAUGUCUCCUCCUUCCAUGAACGGUUCCAUACCGCCGCACUUGCUGAACAGGAGCGGAAGUCGGUCAGACAGUCCUCUACCAAGCCAACGUUCGACGCCGACGCCGCCGAAUCACGCAGGCCAGUUGGGUGCGGACGAGAUAGAUCCAGCACCCCAGGAUCUUCCGCCACCCCCGCCCACCCCAGACCCCAUCCCGCCAAGACCUAUUUCACCUCCGUGCAACAUCCCGCCGCCUCCACCACCGCCGCCUCCUCCGCCGGUCCUCAACGGACCCACGGCACCGUUACCGUUGACAAACGGCGAUAUCGCGAAGAUGAUAGCGACCAAUCCGCCGAAGCUAAAGCCCCUGAAAAGCAUUGUAGAUGGCCAGCUAAGGAAACCCGUCAACCCGAAUAUUCCAUUGGUCGACCCGCGAAACGACUUGCUCAAAGCGAUUCGCGACGGCAUAAAACUGCGCAAGGUAGAGAAGAUCGAGCAAAAAGAGGUGGAGCGCGUGAACGCGCUCAACGACGUCGCAUCCAUCCUGGCGCGUCGCGUCGCCGUCGAGUUCAGCGACAGUGAUUCGGCAUCGGAGAGCGAGUGCGACAGCGAAGGCUGGGGCGAGCAGGAGAGCAAUCUGGCGUGACCCAACUCUCUGUCAUCCGCCGUUACUGCCGUCUAGGGAAACGGCUGACGAUUCGUUUCGAUGCUCUGACGCCACUCCUAAGGUUCCUCGGUGUUAUAACGAGCCGAUUUUGUUUCUCGUUUCAUGUCUCCGCGGCCGAUAUUUCACUUCCGAGGAAUCGCGAAACGCUCGCGCGCUUUAAACACUGUAUAUUCAGAAUUCUAAAUUUUCAGGACUGAACCGAAGUAAAUUCUGAAUUAUAGAAGCAAUUCUGCACGAUCCUCUCAACGGAGAUCAUUCGUUAUGGAGAGUACACGGAUAUGAUUUAAAUUUAUCAUCGCUUGUCGACGAAUAAAGACAAUGUGAAUUUCA